AAUGUGUGGAGACACGUAGACAGUAGACCUAGCCGUAGCUAUGGAAGGCCGGGCCCGUUUCGGACACGGCCUUAUUAACUUGCAUGUGACCUGGCCGGAUCACGGUGAUCUUCGUACACUGACCUACAAAUAGCACCCGUGUAACAAACAUCGUAACUUGGUGUUUGCGGCUUAAGUUUGUGGUCAUGUUUCAUAGUUAAGUUUUUUACAAUAAAUGGGGAUCAUAAAAGUUACAUUUUAGAUAUCAAAUUAGGGCACUGAGCAAGGAACGCCUCUUUAAUAGCGCAGGAAUAUUCAGGCAGCGAUGCACGUCUAAUGUUGGAACACUAUGCUGGUGCCUAAGUGGCAAAACAUCCUUUCUCUUAAUACUGGGAACUUGUCCACUGGUUAUUAGAAGACAAAAGUCCUUUUACUGACGUCUUUGGAUCGUCCAUGGUGUACGUGGGCGAUACCAUGGAGGAAGGAACCUUCCUCCAUGACCCACCUUUUGACUCAGUUUCCUGGAUACUUGGGUAAGCUGAAAGUGCUUUAUUACUUCGUUGAAUCGAUGCGUAGUUUAAUGAGAUCAUAAUUAAUAAUGGACUUGGUUUUUUUUAUUUCAGGGUUCAUUUCAUUCUCUUUGUGUGUACCGCAAUUGAACUUCGUCGACUGGCGAAUAAUAAAUCAGCAGAGUGAAGAGUGGACCCAGUGAGCGAGAGAAUAAGCCCAGAGCACCAAACACACCGUCCUUGGAACUUUACUCCAUCAACUUUCCACCAACCCCCCCGUCAUAAUAGUAUUACAGUAGGACGCCCUCACUCUCCAGCUGUGUCCCAUCCGGCUCUCGCUCCUCUCCUCCCCCCCCCCUCACACACUUAGCUAAUACAAACUCGCACAGCUGAAGUUGAACAUGGCUGGUCGAACUUCUGCCCCGAGUUUCUUCUCCUUCGCCCGUACCGCGCUCAAUCUCCAAUCUGCCGCCAUCUUCCUGUUGAUCUUCGUCGUGGUCCUGAAGCUAUUCCGACGUCCAAAGAACCUUCCUCCGGGGCCCUGGCGGUGGCCUUUCCUCGGGAACUUCGUGGCGCUGACUCGGUCCAAGAAACAUACCCAUGAGGUGUUGGCGGAGUGGGCCCGGCAGUAUGGAAGCAUCAUGUCGGUCAGCCUGCGUCCGGCAGGGGAUCCUGCCAUUGUAGUGAGCGACAUUGGCAUCGCCAAGGAGUUGCUGUCAAGACAGUGGGAGCACCACGUUGAGAGGUCCUGGUCUCCGCUUACGCCAAAAAUUGCAGACGUACGAGGGAGCUUUGUGUGGGACAAAGGCGAGAGAGCCAAAGAACAGCGACGUUUCGGCCUCGGCGCCUUUCGAAAAAUGGGAGUCGGCAAGAAAAGUCUGGAGCACAGAAUCAACGAAGAGGCUCGAUACCUAGUCGAAAGUAUCGAGGCUGAAAAGAAUCGACCCUUUGAUCCGAACCUCCCUAUCCACAAGGCCGUGUCCAACAUCAUCUGCUCCAUAAGCUUUGGGUCCCGCUUCGAUUACGAUGACCCAAAGUUCAAGAAUUUACUGGACAGUAUGCGAGUUGUUUUUGAGAACGAAGGAAUUUCUUCAUGGGCAAAUACGUUUUCUUUUCUCUACCACACCCCUUUUCUGGCAAAAUUGAGAGAAUGUGUCAGAUUUGUCAAAGAAUAUAUCGAAACAGUAGUUCAGGAUCAUCAAGACUCCUAUGACGAGAAUGAUUUCCGGGAUAUCAUUGACAUACACAUCGCUGACAUUAAAGGAAAAGAGCAGAUCGGAUCUAGGGUGGCCACGGGGCCUGCUCCGACCAUCACCCACCAACACAUCUGGCGGGGUAUCAUGGACUUGUUCGCCGCUGGCACGGACACAACUUCAAAUACCUUGCUGUGGCUGAUAUCCUUCGUCCUCAAGUACCCCGAAGUACAAGAGAAGAUCCAGCAAGAGAUCAGUGAAGUGGUGGGAAGUAACCGUCAACCAUCUUGCGAGGACCGUCCCAGCAUGCCCUACACCAACGCGGUCAUCAAUGAAGUACAACGCUUACGUCCGGUGGGGAUCAUGGCUCUGCCCUACGAGACGACAGAAGAGUUUCAGCUGAAAGGAUACACAAUUCCCAAGGGAAGAAAAGUGUUUAUAAAUCUGUGGGCGAUGAUGAAUGACCCCAAGGUUUGGGAUCGACCAGAGGAGUUCAACCCCGGACGUUUCCUGAGCGAAGACGGCAAGACAGUGAUCCAGCACGAAACCUUCAUACCAUUCUCAACAGGUCGUCGGAGUUGUCUGGGUGAAGGGCUGGCCAAGACAGAACUGUUCCUCUUCGCUACUAACCUCUUCCAGCGGUUCACAUUUAUGCUACCGCCGGGGGCGUCCAAACCAGAACUGAAGGGAAUCCUACAUCUCACCUUUGUUCCAGAGCCGUUUAAAGUACGCGCAAUUAAACGCUAGAUCUGAUAAACGGCAUAUUAACAGAGAUUGUUUUGCUUGUUUUUGAAUGGCAGAAUUUGGACAAUCAUACUGCCUUGUUAAAGUGUUUGAAUUCAGAUGCACGUCUUGUUAAUUGAAUUGGGUGAUCUUCACUUGCAUGAGAGUACAUGAAAAAGGGAUGACGAGCAAUCGUUGUAGAUGACCUCAUUUUUAAGUGUCAAUGUAAUGUAACCAGUUUAAAUGUAUUCGGUUUAAGCUUUCCGGGUAACAAGAUAAAGUUUCUGAAGAAUGAUGCAUGAUUGCAUGGCUAUCGGUGUUAAUUUUCUCUUGCACUUGAAUCUACUGGAUGUCGUUCAACUAUUGUUAUAGUUGUAGCUAUAAUCGUAGUUCUAUUUGCAAAAGAGUGAAAACUCCCCUUAAAAAAGAGUGGAGUAAAACCAUCCCAAAAGAGUUUUAAAAAAACCCUCCCAAAGACGGAAAUUCCACUCUACCAAUGAGCUAUGGACACCUCGAAAGAGAGUUAUCCUUUGUAUGGUUCCUCUUUUAGAGUGAACUUCACUCUUUUGGAGUGGUUUUCUCAGUCUCUUUUAGAGUGGAUUCAUGAGGGACUCACUCUUUUUGCAGCCCGAAUUUUACUUUAUCUGGACGCUUGUUCAUAACUUUGCAAAGUUGCCGAGGAAACCUUUUUGGUGGAGCAAAACAGCACCCUACAUCAUGUAAACCAGUCAUUCAUAGGCGUACAAUUACUGUAUUAUUACAAAUUUUAAUUUCAUUAGAUCUUCGGUAUGAACUUUAGUCGAGAGGCACUCCAGCGACUUCUCGAAAUUGUUUGGGUCUGAUAAUGCACGAACUUCGAGAACACAUCCGUGUUUGCCCAGGAUUGCAGAGACACGUGGACGAUAUCUACAAUGGCUGUCGACUUUUAAUUCAGCGUAAAUAAAUGUCACCAAAACUGGUGCUGCUUGCUUUAAAUUUAUUGGUGUAACUAUGUAAUAAAUAUUCGUAACGUGAUAGAAUAAAGCAUCCCCAGCUGUUUAAACUGCGCAUAUGAAAA
Messenger RNA from Acanthaster planci (crown-of-thorns starfish), 3461 nucleotides. Its product is annotated as cytochrome P450 2J4-like. The record is from RefSeq and is a predicted model, not a curated record. NCBI's taxonomy places the organism in Eukaryota, Metazoa, Echinodermata, Asteroidea, Valvatida, Acanthasteridae. Gene Ontology annotation, biological process: xenobiotic metabolic process. Gene Ontology annotation, molecular function: iron ion binding; steroid hydroxylase activity; heme binding. Gene Ontology annotation, cellular component: cytoplasm; intracellular membrane-bounded organelle.